AUGGCGGAUGGAAGAUUGUUAUGGUUUGUUACUGUUUUUAUCCGUUUCUGUUGGGUUUGCAUCCCGCAAAGGGGCUAUAUUUACCCUGAUGAGUUCUUUCAAGCUACAGAAAUUACCGCUGGAGAUGUUAUGGGAUUUAAACACACGAGAACGUGGGAGUGGCUCGAAAAUUUUCCCGUGCGUUCUCCAGUCUUUCCCUAUAUCUUCACGAGCAUCCCCUUUUACUUCGUAAAGAUGGUUGUAGCUGCCGGAAAUAUCACCUCAAGAACUCUUAUUGUAGCUCCAAGACUUUUUAUGACGGUCGCAUCUCUUUUCAUCGAUUACACAGUUUAUAAAAUUUGUCAACAUCUCAGUAUGGACCCAACUCCUUCACUUUGCCUGUUUGGCACGUCUUUCGUGACGCUGGUAUUCUAUACGCGGACAUUUUCUAACAGCGCGGAAGCUGUCGUAUUUGCAGCCUUGCUGCUGCUGGUUAUUUCUUCUGUUUCAAACAGGAACAUUUUCCGAUCAGGAAGGGACUGGCUGCGGACAUUGUUGAUGGGGUUGCUUCUGACUGUAGGAUUUUGGAUCCGUCCAACAUUUUUGGCCUUUGCUUUUACACCCUUACUUUGGUGGGUGAUUGAUAUUUUCACCUUUAACUGGUCAAUUGAAGCAAAGACCUUUACUGUGGUAAAAGAUGUUUUAAAACAGUGCACUUUAGUUGGUCUUGGUAGUUUUCUGAUGCUGACUAUAUUGACCUUAGUUGAUUCUUUCUACUUUGGGUACUUACAGAAAAAAGAAAUUGUUCUUACUGCACUCAACUUUAUCUUAUACAACCUAGACACGGGUAGGGUAAAGGAUCAUGGUCUUCAUCCAAGGAUAACGCACUUUGCUGUAAACCUGCCAUUGUUGUUUGGACCUAUGGCAUUUGCUUUCUACAUGAUGAUUGCCCAUACUGUGCUUAAAAGGAAGUUUGCAGACUACCUUAAAGUUUUAUUAAGCAGAAGAAACACUACCAAGCGUAACAGCUUAGUUGAUGACUAUAAAACACUUUUUAUUUGGAGCUUGCUGCCAUGCAGUAUUGUCGUAUCUAUAGCGCUAUUGUCAUGGAUACCUCACCAAGAACCACGGUUUAUCACUCCAGUUCUCCUUCCAUUGGUCAUACUCUUUUCGUGGUGUUUGACAGCGUCUUCCUUUGCACCCCUGAUAAUGCUUUCUUGGAUUAUCUGGAAUACUAUUGGCUGUAUUAUGUUUGGAAUACUGCAUCAAGGGGGUGUUUAUCCAUGCCUGGCACAUCUUCAACAUUAUCUUCAUAAUGCCAGGAGUUGGCAAAACUCUUCUGCAGCAUAUCAAGUGACUUUUUAUCACACUUACAUGCCUCCUCAGCAUCUUUUAGCCUGGCCAAUGUCUCGUGAACAUGAAGGGGACUCACUUCACAGCCUAGCGGUUCUUGAUUUAAAAGGAAGCUCAAAGGAUACUCUGGUGAAACAUUUGGAAAAGCUUAUCCAUGAGGAGGCUAAAAUGCAUGGAAAAAAAUUUGAGGUAAGAUAGUCUCUCAUAGGAGACUAAAAGUAAUGAUUGGGGGUGAAUACAGAAGUGAUUGUGACUGUGAUUUUUCAAUCAAAUGUUUUCUUUUUAUGUAUUGGUUUCAGUUUAGAGAGGGACUUAAACCUGGGUAUCACCAUUGUGGAUCCGUUGCACUCAAAGGUUGGCACAUAUUAUGCAACAAGUUGCAUAAACACAUCCCAGCAACAAAUCACUUUUUGUGCUGUAGAAUUUUUGCAAGAAUUUUGUAGCCCUGACAAGUCGCAUAAAAUCAAAUCAGUUUCAAUUUGUGAAUCUUGUUGCAACAUGUUACCAUUAUGAUGCAUUAGUGCGACGUGUCACCCAGUGUGUGCUGACCAUAACAGUCAUCCCCACUACAUCUCCAGCAUCACUGGGCAAUUCCAGAAAAUAACCAUACUAUACCACGGACCGCUUUUCAAAUUCCAAGGGCAAUGGGGGGCUCUUUGAACUGGAAAUCGAAAGGCAUGGGGGGAUACAUUGUACUUAUGAUUGGAAUUCCAAAGUCAUGGGGGGUUUUAGGUCUGGAAUUUCCACAGGAGACAGACAAGAGUGUAUUCCUUGAAUAUGCUUAAUAUGUUAUUUACUUAAUCAGUUCACAAAAAAGCAUGAACUGGCAACACAAGAUACAUUAGCAACGUCCGUCAAUCAGGCAUGUUUUGAAUUCAUGUUUAUUUGUAGAAGAAAUCGGAGAAACUGACAAAAUGUGGGUUGAACGUCAUGCUCCAGAGGCCUUCAUGCCACACAACAUCAUUUUAGGGACUUAAAGCAGCCACUGGAGGCAGUUUAGAAGAGGCCAGAAGUGGCCACGAAAGAAUGGGUUGAGGCUGCCACCAUUUGUCACAAAUUUAGAAAGUUAAGCUGCAUAGCAGAUGCAGGUGCCAAAUUGUUUUGGUUUGUUUUUGUUUUUGUAGCUCAGUUUGACUUUAUAGAUGUUUGUCUCAGUUUUAACAAAACUUAAUGGCAACCUUUCAAGAAAUCAGGGACCUCUUAGCUGUGGCAGCUUCAAAGGUAUCAUAGAUGAGGUCAAGAUUGAAUUUCUUUUACUCUACGAUUUGAAGACCUCCAAAAAUCUUGAUUAAUGAUUUCGAACCUUACAAUGAUUACAGACGAUGUAUGUCCGAGUCGAUUUUUUCGAGAUGGAUGCUCUAAAGAGUCACAAAUAACAUUAUCACAAUAUAUUUCUACACAAAAGAGUCAUUUACCUUAAGUCGGUUUCGAUUCAAGGAAAACGUGAAAUUUCACUCACCCACUUUGUUUACUUGUCUCUUGAUCUCCCGCUUCAGUUGCCACUACGUUUUAACUUAUACAGCUGUUUACAAUUGUAGAAUAAAAAUUAGUCAAAUAUUUGCCAUUGAAAUGCAAAAGCGAUGGCUAAUAAACACUUGUUUGGCUAAAUGAGGAAAAUUCUUCGCAUUUAAAAUAGCAAAACUUGAAGGAUAAGCUGCCAUCUGUCAAGGCAAUCAAACCAUCCUUUUUUGCCCGAUGCUAACUGAGGUCGAUGCAGGCUGAACAUCAAGCAAAUAUGCUAAUUAGCUCAAAGAUGUGAAAUUUUCCUUCUGGUUGGCCUCCUCUGUGCCGCCUCAAGUUGUUGCUUAAGGUCUCUUUAUCUCUCAUCAAAGCGGCUUCAUAAAUUAUUUCGUGCAUUCAGUGUGAAACAUGGUCUUUUCACCAAGGAUGCCAUUUUAUCUUUUGAAGCUUGAGUGACUGGGAGCAGGUGCUGACCCCAAGGCUCAUAUUCAUGAUAGCUAAAUGAAAAAGCUCUUGAUCGUGUUUUGAUCGUACUAUCUUCCAAGUGUACACACGUUCAUGGCAAGAUAUUCUUAUUUUUAUCUUUUGUACCAGUUUGGGGUAAUGUAAAGUUUAUAUACCUGUUGAACAGCUUUAACAAAGAAACUUUAUUAUUAUUAUUAUUGUUAUUUGAUUCCAGAAUUUCUGGAGUUAUAAUGACCUGCAAAAAGACUCCGCUGUAAUCAACUCCACUGAACAGAAGUAGAGUCAUUUGAAAUAAUUUGGCAUCAAAUCAGAGCCAAACUGGGCAUAUUUGUGAACCCUGUUGGUUAUUCAGAAGGAUUUGAAGAAAAAUGGGAAAUUCGAAUGGAAGGAAGUUGACAAUUUUGGAAUUCCAAGGGCAUGAAGGGAAACGCAUUUUGAAAUUUGAAGACCACGGGGUAGAGAUAAAAUAUGGAAGCCGUCCAUGAUAUGGCGUAGAUAUUUCCUGGAAUUCCCCAUUCCCAGUGUCUCACUUUUUUCCAUAGACUGUGUUGGAAUAAAAAUGCUGUAUCUCUACACAUCAUCAGCAUAACUAAAUGUAAUAGCUACAUGUAUAACAAACAGUUGUCAGCAAGGUGCGAACAAGGAUUCAAUUAUUCCUUGCACUUUUUUAACUGUUUUGUUUUGUUUGUUUGUUUGUCUUUUCUUACCAUCAACUCUGUGUCGUCUGCCCUUUAAUGCAGUUUAACUAUCCAACAGGGUCAGGAGGGGUAUUUUUGGGAUCUGGGAUUUGGCCAAAAUACAGUGUGGGAAAUUUCUUGACAGGUUAUGGGAAUUGAUAAAAAAUGUCAGCAAGUCCACAGCAACAAACCAAUGAGUGGUGCCGGAUCUCCCAGUUGUAGACCUGGAUCAGUACAAUUAAACUUGUAGAAAAAUAUGACAUGGCAAAUUGAUCCUUACUGCAAGGCAAUGAAGAAGUAAACAAAAGAAUAAAACCAAAAAAAUGUAUAUUUCAAAAAGGGAAUUGGGAAUUGAGAAUUAAACAAUGGGAAUUGACCAGUAUUUGGCAGGUGGGAUUCUCCAAAAUUCGCUGUCAAUGCGAAAUCUUAGCAUGGGAUGCGGUAUUGGGGAAGAAAAUGGAAUGGGGUAGAUAUGACAGACCUUUGUUGUGAAAAAAGGAGAAUGAGAAUCAGGAGGACAACCCUGCCCCCCCCUUUCCAGACACUCCCCAAAAUAUGCACCUCAUCAUCAUCAUCAUCAUCAUCAUCAUCACUUUUGUUUAUACACGGUAAAAACAAUCAGGCUAAAUAUACAAUAUACAAUAUCCUAAAAAUGUUUACAAACUAUAGAAUUAAAGGUAAUAGCAUUUACAAAGAUGAAUGUUGAAAUAAAUAAAUACAUGUAAAUAAGAUUAAUUUAUAAAAUUAAAGCCUGUUGUCUAUGAAUGCCGUGUUCGAGCUAGAAGUUAACAGUUUCCGAAAGCCUGUGAAAGAUUUUGCUUGUCUUUCAUCAGUGGGCAAAUUGUUCCACAGAACAGCCCCGCUGUAACAGAAACUAUUUCUAUAGUAAUUGGUUCGUGGCAAGGGAACAGCAAGCUUGUUUUCAGAAUCUCUAAGGUUGUAAGAAUUAUAACGUCUUUUUUAAAUCUGAUGCAUCCAAACCGCAUCCCUACACAUUAUCAACAGGUCAUCUUUUUUCUCGCAUUUUCUUGACUGACUUUUUUUUAUGUCUUUACCAACAGAUCUUUGUUAUCUGCCCUUCAACAGUCAAGUUUAACCAUCCAAACUUUAAAUUGUUAAAACAGUUUUACCCCCACUUGAGCAUGGAGGACCCCCCUGACUUGAUGCCUCUUUUCAAAUCAGACCCUGAAGAAACUUGGACUUGUAUGAGAGGUAAUCAGGGGGGAGAUUACUUGGAUCCAACAUUAAAUACUGAGCACUGUGCAAGGAGAGUCAAAGAGACCUUGAAAAAUGAAUGGAGAGUUCCUGGUUGGAGGGAUUUUACUAACUGGAUUUAUUCAGAGCUUUCUCUUAAUUUGUAUCAGUAUGUACAGAACAACAGUUACUCAUAA
Molecule: messenger RNA, 5326 nt
Organism: Porites lobata
Lineage: Eukaryota; Metazoa; Cnidaria; Anthozoa; Scleractinia; Poritidae
Source: the annotation of a GenBank genome assembly